Pedinophyceae sp. YPF-701 is the source of this 2670-nucleotide messenger RNA. The record is from the annotation of a GenBank genome assembly. Lineage: Eukaryota; Viridiplantae; Chlorophyta; Pedinophyceae.
AUGGCCGCGCUUCCUGGCCUCGUGCCGCGCGGGCGCCCGCGGCUCACGGGCGCGCAGCUCUGCGUGAUCGACGAGGACGACGCUGCGGGUUCACCGCGCUCGCUGGACGGGCAGCUGGUGUGCGAGGUGUCCGCGGCGCAGUGCAAGGCGUGCGGGGCGGUCGAGCGCUCCUCGAGCGAGGAGAGGCAGCGCGCCGCGGUCCGACAGCCCGACGUGUGGCGCACGGGCGCGUCCCCGUUGAACCUGGUGCACCGUCAUCCGCAUGUGUGGGCGACGGAGUGGCCGACAGUGUUCACGGGGCACGGGAGCGACGGCCCCCUGGACUGGGUGCCACCCACCGGCGCCGGGGGCGUCCAGUGCUCCCGCUGCCGGCGCCUCGCAGGGAUCCUGCGCAUCCGCAUCCUCGCGAAAUCCCACAGCGCCCGCGAGCCGUCGCGCGCAAGGCGCCAGGCAGGCGGCACACAACCACCUGACCCAGCGCCACAUGCAUCGUGGCACGCCGGCGCCGACCGCGGCCAGCAUCGCCGCGCGCACGUCGUCGCGGACGUCUGGCUCGACCUCCCCGUCCUCAAGAUGCAUCCGAGCGUCGUCCAGCUCCCACCGGGCCGCGAACGCCUGCCGCGCACCGUGGAACGCGGCACCCACCUCCACGUCUGGGGCGCCGGACACCCAGUGUCCUACCUCCUCCCCCUGCACCUCUCGCACUCCGUCUGGACCGGCUCCUACACGCUCUUCGACGCCGCCGCCGAGCGCAUGCGCCGAUUGGGAUCCGCGCAGCCCUCGCCGCCAGGGCCCGCGCCCCCGCCGGCGCAGCCCGCGGCCCCGGCUGCGAAAGGCCGGCACCACCGCUGGCGCAGCACGGAGGCCGCGCCGCGCGACGGCUCUCUGCCGCGGCAGCCCGACGAGGGGGGGGAGUAUUCACAUUCCCGGGGGACGUCCGGGUGGAACACCCCCGCGCAGACGCCCAGCACGUCCGUGCCCGCGACGCCGGAGCGCCCCGCCGCGCCGCCUGCGGGCCCGCACGCGCCGCGCCCGCCCGCUGCCCGCGGCACGCUCUUGUCGUCGAUCGGGAGCAUGCUGACGUGGCCGGCGCACCGCGCGGAGGAGGCUGCGAAGCGGGCGGCGGCGGAGGCGGCGGCGGCGGCGGCGUCGCGGCGGACGUCGACGGACCCUGCGGCGGGCACGGGGUUCCGGGCGCUGCGGGAGCUGUGCUUGGUGCGGCAGAGUGUGGCCGAGGCGAACCUGCGCGCUGUGCAGAUGGCGGGCAAGGUGCGGCGGAGGAUGGCGGCGAUGGAGCGGCAGGUGGCGCUGCGGCGACGGCAGGCGGCGGCGAGGGACCGCAGGCUCAAGGUGCGCGCGGAGCUCACAGCGGCGCGUGCGGACGUGGACCGGCUCGAACACCUGCUGUCGGACCAGGGCCGGGAGGCUGCGUCGACGCCCGUGCGGCGGAGGUCGUCCGCGAGCGGGCCGGACGCACUCGAGAUCGAGAGGAUGCAGUCGCGGCUGCAAGGCGCCGUCGUCGCGCUGCACGAGGACGGCGCGGGGCAGGAGCGCCGGGCGCGGGCGACGGUGGCGCGCACGCGCGUGCUGCUGCUGUGCGACCUGGCACUGGCGUUGCGCAUCGGGCCGAUGCCGAUCGAGAAGGACCAGGCGUCGUCGUCGCAGUGCCUGGACGACCUCGAGCGGUCGUGGUGGGCGGGGCUGCCGCCGAUGGCCGCAGCAGGGGGGCGCCCGCAGCGCCCGCCGACGACGUCGCUCGCCGUCAGCGGCAUCGACCUACAGGGGCUCCUGACGUCCAAGGACGGAGAGUCGUUCGCGGGCGAGGCCGACGCGGACUCCAAGGCGCAGCUAACGUCGGGGCUGUGGCUGCUGGCGCUUGGCGUCACGCAAGCGGCAAGUCUGCUCAGUACGCCGCUCCUGCACCCCGUGCGCCUCGCGCCGGGCGUGGCGAUCAUCUGCGCCGGCGACAGCGUGGCAGCGAACCCGGGCCCUGGCCCGUCCGCCCAGGCGCCACGUCAGCCCACUUCAACACCCCCCCCAACUGCCCCAGGGUCGUUACAAGCCGGACUCUCGCUCCUGUCCGGGGCGCUGGGCGGCAUCGGCGCGCCCGAGAGCGAGGCCCCGGAGAGCUCCUCGCCUGGCCCGGUGCCCCCCGCGACGCUCGCGUACUUCCCCUCGCCGGAGGACGAGCGCGCCCCUCCGCAAGCGACGCUGGGCGAGCUCGUGCUGGCGGCGCCCGACACGGCGCAUCAGCGGGACGCGCUCGUGCGCGGGCUCGCGCUGCUCGACGAGAACGUGCAGCUCCUGCUGCGCGUGGCCGGCGCUGGGAAGCCCUGCGAGCCCGGGCUGGCAUAUGCCGCUUUGGCGAACCUGCACAGGCUGUUUCUUGCGGCAGCGCGGCCGUUGCAGCGGCAGCGGCGCGCGGAGGAAGCCAAGGGGCUGCCGGCGAGCGUGCGGACGGCGAAGAGCGCCGGCGCGGGGCCGCCGUUGCGCCCUGGGGGGAGUGCGCGACAGUGGGGGGGGACUCUGCAGUACAACCCGAACGCCAAGGUGCGGCGGGACUACGGAGGCGUUCCGGCGGGGCGUGCGGGCGGCGCAGGGUCGGGGGCGGGGAGCGGGUCGGGCAAGGAGGCGGCGUGGGUCAAGCGCGCCCUGUCAGGCAGGGCCUGA